Messenger RNA from Pestalotiopsis fici W106-1, 882 nucleotides. RefSeq lists its product as uncharacterized. Lineage: Eukaryota; Fungi; Ascomycota; Sordariomycetes; Amphisphaeriales; Sporocadaceae. Bases 1 to 882 code for a protein of 293 amino acids. The record is from RefSeq and is a predicted model, not a curated record. Gene Ontology annotation, molecular function: hydrolase activity, hydrolyzing O-glycosyl compounds. Gene Ontology annotation, biological process: carbohydrate metabolic process. The transcript is spliced from 2 exons.
AUGGGUAUUCUCAAGCAUCUUGUCACUAUCGUAGCCCUGACGUCCUCGGUCGAAGCCGUCGUGCCCGCCAUACCCGGAUUCAAGUUGACAUGGAGCGAUGACUUUACCGGCCGCAAGUGGCUUCCGCCGCGGAGGAGCGAGUGGAUCACCGACGUCGGGACAAGCUAUCCUGGAGGGCCUGCCGCCUGGGGAACGGGAGAAACACAAGUCUACACGAGCAGUGUUGCCAACGUGCGGCAGACGGGCCGCGGGGCGCUCGAGAUCGUCGCGCUCAAAAAGGGGACUGGAUGGACCUCGGGUCGCAUUGAGACGGUGCGCAAAGACUUUAUAGCUCGGCCCGGCGGCGCCAUGCGCAUCCAAGCCCGGAUGGCCUUGCCGCUCGUGAGCCAACCCGCCGGUUACUGGCCGGCAUUCUGGACGCUGGGCGCGGCUUACAGGGGCAACUAUACCAACUGGCCGUCCAUUGGUGAAUUUGACAUCUUGGAAAGUGUCAAUGGUGUCAACAAGGCCUACGGCGGAAUGCAUUGCGACGUCAACCCAGGUGGCUUCUGCAACGAGCCAAACGGUCUGGGCGGCAACAUGGCAUGCGCCGGCACGGCGUGCCAAGGAAACUUUCACAUCUACACGCUCGAGGUGGACCGCACCGGCUCCGUUGAGGCCGCGCGCUGGUUCCUCGACGGCGUCCUCUACUGGCAGGUGACCUCGUCACAGAUGUCGGCAGCCGCUUGGGAGAAUGCUGCCCACAAGCCCGUUUUUAUUCUCCUCAACAUGGCUAUGGGUGGCGGAUUCCCUGAUGGAGCAUUUGGUUCAGCCACACCUCUGCCCUCAACCACGUCUGGUGGUGUGUUUACCAUUGACUAUGUCGCUGUCUACAACAAAUGA